Staurois parvus is the source of this 272-nucleotide messenger RNA. Lineage: Eukaryota; Metazoa; Chordata; Amphibia; Anura; Ranidae. The record is from the annotation of a GenBank genome assembly.
GGGGGAGGAAUCGUGCCCCAUCCUUGGUGUCAGUGGGGGGAGGAAUCGUGCCCCAUCCUUGAUGUCAGGGGGAGGAAUAGUGCCCCAUCGUUGUGACACCAAUGAUGGGGCACUAUUCCCACUGACACCAAUGAUACUUAACUUUGCAGACCCCUGCUCCAGCCUGGGCUCACUCGCUCCCUCUCUCUCCCAUGUGGGAGGAAUAGUGCCCCAUCAUUGGUGUCACUGAUACCAAUGAUGGGGCACUAUUCCUCCCACUGACACCAACGAUG